This is a messenger RNA of Diabrotica balteata, 1888 nucleotides long. NCBI's taxonomy places the organism in Eukaryota, Metazoa, Arthropoda, Insecta, Coleoptera, Chrysomelidae. The record is from the annotation of a GenBank genome assembly.
GAUUGAACGAUCGAAGAUUGAUAAGCGUUUAUAUUCUUUGAUUGAACAUACCAUUUCCAUAGUAUAAUUUGUGGUUAAACUGUGCAAUUUCCUUUUUAUUUUUGCAAUAUACCACAAAUAUACUGUGUUUUGGAUUCCAGAUUCCAUAUAACGAAGCACGAAUCUAUGAAUACGAUUUAUGAUUUAUACGGAUACGAAUAUAAACAAUAAAUACUGUCACAGCGCGGUAUAUAUAAUAUAUCAAUAUAAUAUAUCUGUAUAUCAAUAUUCUUUAUUAGCAAAGCUAAAAUAAUUCUUUAGGAAUAUAUUGUAAGAUACAUUUAUUCAGUUCGUUUAUGGUUAGCUAUGGAAUUUAAAGUUGAAAUUAAGGAACAUUUUGUUGAAUGUAACCAAAAAAACAUAGAGAGCAAGCCAUCCACAUCCACAGAUCUGAACAACUUCAAAAAAGAACUAGAAGAUAACUCAGAAAUGGAACUAAAAGCUAAAAUUAAGGAAGAGUUUGCUGAAAGUUGUCAAGGAUAUAAUUUAGAGACUCAGCUAUUUACAUCCCCAGAUGAAGACUUGAAUAAGGCAGAUGAAGAUAACUCAGGGUUUUCUCAGAACAGAAUGGAAACCAUAAAAACUAAACUUGCAUGCACUACAGAAGAACGAAUAAGUGCAAACACUGAAGAAACAAUUUGUUUGGAUGAACAUAUGAAAGUUCGCACUGGAGAAAAGUCUCACGAGUGUGAAACUUGUUUUAAGCAGUUUACUCGAGUACACGAUUUGAAGAGACAUUUGAGAGUGCACACUGGGGAAAAGCCUCACAAGUGUGAAAUUUGCUUUAAGCAAUUUAAUCGCAAAUGUCAUUUAAAAAAACAUUUGAUGUUUCAUACUGGAGAAAAGCCUUACAAGUGUGAAAUUUGUUUUAGGCAAUUUACUACACCAUAUGAUUUGAAAAUACAUUUAAGAAUGCACACUGGAGAAAAGCCUCACAAGUGUGAAAUUUGUUUAUAAGCAGUUUGCUCAAGCAGAUUAUUUGAAAAAUCAUCUCAGAGUGCACACUGGUGAAAUGCCUCACAAGUGUGAAAUUUGUUUUAAGCAGUUUAGUCACAAAAGUAAUUUGAAAAACCAUUUGAUGAUUCACGCUGGAGAAAUGCCUCACAAGUGUGAAAUUUGUUUGAAGCAGUUUACUCGAGCACAUUUUUUGAAAAGUCAUUUGAGAGUGCACACAGGAGAAAUGCCUUACAAGUGCGAGAUGUGCUUUAAGCAGUUUAGUCACCCAAGUAAUUUCAAAACACAUUUGAUGUUUCACGUUGAAGAAAAGCCUUACAAGUGUGAAAUUUGUUUUAAGCAGUUCACUCUAAAAGGUUCUUUGGUUUACCAUACGAAAGUUCACACUGGAGAAAUGCCUUACAAGUGUGAAAUUUGUUUUAAGCAGUUCAUCCGAAAAAGUUUUUUGGAUCAACAUAUGAUUGUUCAUACUGGAGAAAAGCCUUACAAGUGUGAAAUUUGUUUUAAGCAGUUUAUUAGUAGAAGUAGUUUAAAAAGGCAUUGGAGAGUGCAUAUUGGAGAAAUGCCUUAAAAGUGUGAAAUUUGCUUUAAGCAAUUUAACCAUAUAAGUGAUUUGAAAAAUCAUUUGAGAGUACACACUGUAGAAAAAGUUAAUUUCGUCAAAUACUAUGAAAUUAAGUAUGUAGUUUGAAAAGGUUUCUAGUUAUACUCCUUGUGGGGUUCAAUUUUAAAAUUAUGAAAUUUGUUUUAAACAAUUUGUCAAACAUAUGUAAUUGUAUACUUGAUAAACUUUUAUGCAACAAAAAUCAAUUUUUGGUUAUCCAUAGUGUAUAUUUUCAUGUUAUUAGCCGCUCUAUUUUGUCGUAUUAUCAAAAAAUAAAGACAUAUUUUCAGU